Messenger RNA from Athene cunicularia (burrowing owl), 2563 nucleotides. RefSeq names its product G protein-coupled receptor 182 (gene ACKR5). The record is from RefSeq and is a predicted model, not a curated record. Lineage: Eukaryota; Metazoa; Chordata; Aves; Strigiformes; Strigidae. The coding region runs from base 1 to 1095 and encodes 364 amino acids. Gene Ontology annotation, cellular component: membrane. Gene Ontology annotation, molecular function: G protein-coupled receptor activity. Gene Ontology annotation, biological process: G protein-coupled receptor signaling pathway. The transcript has a single exon.
AUGGCUGAGGCCACCCCCACCCCCACCGAGACGCACACUCUCCCGAACGAGUACGGGGACUACCACAACUGGUCCGAGCUGUUCCACCUCCUGAACUACACCUACACCUUCUGCGAGUUCAGCCUGGAUGAGAACGUCAAGCGGGUGGUCCUCUUCAUCCUUUACCUGGUCAUCUUCGUGGUGGGCUUGGUGGAGAACCUCCUUGUCAUCUGGGUCAACUGGCAGACGCGGGGCCACAAGAGCUUGGUCAACCUCUACAUCAUCAACAUGGCCAUCGCGGACCUGGGGGUGCUGCUCUCGCUGCCCAUCUGGAUGCUGGAGGUGAUGCUGGAUUACACCUGGCUCUGGGGCAGCUUCCUCUGCCGCUUCACGCACUACUUCUACUUUGCCAACAUGUACGCCAGCAUCUUCUUCCUCACCUGCCUGAGCGUGGAUCGCUACGUGUCCCUGACCAGCUCCUCCCUCUUCUGGCGGAAGCACCAGCACCGCGCGCGCCGCGUCAUCUGCGCCGGCAGUUGGGUCUUGGCCGCAGCGAUCCCGUUCCUGGAGGUCGCUCACAUGCAGCUGGUCAACACCGGAGAGCCCAUCUGCAUCUUCACGGCCCCCUUCGAGACCUACGACGAGUGGGCGCUGGCGGUCAGCUUGGCCACCACCACCGUUGGGUUCCUCAUCCCCUUCCCCAUCAUCACCACCUUCAACGUCCUGACGGCCAGGUUCAUCAGGCGCACCAGGCCGGAGAGCAGGAAGCACUGUCUGCUCAUCUACGCCUACAUCGUCGUCUUCCUCGUCAGCUGGCUGCCCUUCCACGUCAUGCUCACACUGCUCACCCUCGACGGCAACCACAUCAUCCUCCACUGCACCUUCGCCCAGUUCCUCUACUUCUUCUACGACGUCAUAGACUGCUUCACCCUGCUCCACUGCGUGAUCAACCCCAUCCUCUACAACUUCCUGAGCAAAAACUUCCGCAGCAAGCUCAUCUCCGCCGUGGUCAAGUACAUCCCCAAAGAUCAAGGCAGCCAGAAGGGCGCAGGCAGCUCCUCCUCCACCACGCAGCACUCCAUAGUCAUCGCCAAGGACAACCACCCUCCCAACUAAGGGGGGGUCGGACGCUCCCGUCACCGCGGGCGGGGGGCUCCCUGCACGCACCCAGGUCAGUAAAGUUGUUUUUCCUGGCGACGAGCAGACACUUUGCCUUUAAAUGACACCUCGUGGCCAUCCCCCUCCUGUGCUCCAGGGCAGGGAGCGAAACAUGAGGUGAGGUGGUGCGGGGAGCCCCCGACGUGCUGGGGCAUCAGAUCUAUUUAGCUAAAGAAAAAUUAAGAGAUAUUUCCUGUUUUCCAAAGGAAACACUUGCAGUAUAAAGCGCAUUACUCUGUCCAGGAGUCUGAACACGAAUCCAGCCCCAGGACCCGACCCCCCUGCUCCCCCCGCGCCGUGGGGCUGGGACACACGAUCUUUUCCCUUCACAAGUUUUUCUGCAGCCCCCGACCGUCACUCACGCACAAGCUCCGGACACCCCACGCCGUGGGGGUGUCCGGGGAACACUGCCCCUCUGCCACCCCGAGCAGAAGAGGGGAAACUCAUCCCUCUGAAACACAAACCUCUCCUCCCCGUGCCUGAUUUUACAGAAAUGACGGCAACGUGGCCCCGCGGGGCUGAGCGGGACACAGACCCGAGCUGUGAUGGGGGGAGGACUGAUUCGCGAUCAGCAGCCGGCUGAGAGCGACGCUGCAAACGCCGCAGUAACCUGGCGGUGGUCAGAACUGGGUUCGUCAGGGCAAGGCUGCUCCCAAACGCCACCGGCAGCAGCACAGGUGGGGCUCCCAGUUCACGUCUGCAAACCCAGCGAACCCCGGCUCCUUCGGAGCAUCUCCUGGCCGCCACCGGCCGCGUUCCUCACCGCGGGCAGGCGCCGGCAGCCCCUCGCACGCUGCCUCCAUCCAGCUCAGCACGCCCCGUGCAGAAACGCCCGGAGCCGGGCUCGGGGCUGCCUCAGAAACUGGAGCAUCUGCAGAAAGUUCCCGGUUUGUCUGGAUUCUGCUGUCACAUGCUGCGGGUCGAACCCUUGGCAGGGGAAGGUGGAAGAGUGACAGUCACCGGAAGGGAGCCCAUAAAUCUACCAAAGGCCUUGAGCCGCUUAAGAAACACAUUUUUGAAAAAGAGAAGCGUAAGCAAAUCUGGGGAGGACAGGAUGCUCCCAGCAGGAGCAGGGGGUGGGGAGCAGGAUGUCCCGGGCUGCGGCAGGAGCCCACGGCCGGGGUUAAGACGGACGCUCGGUUAUCAGGGCUCUGCCGGUGCCGGGGUCCUGUGCCGGGGUAAAUCACGGGACACUGGGGGCUCCUCGGCAGAGCCCUUCCUCCUCACUACCAGGGGACACCAGUGUCGAGCCAAAAAGCCAAAUCCGCCUCUUACACAGAAAUACUUUGUACCGUGGCUGGGGAAGAAGCCAGACCCCAGACACAGCCGGUCCCUGCAGCCCCUCUUCCUUCGUCACGGGACUCACACACGGUCCCACAGCUGGGAGCGCGGAGCCGCGAGUCCCCCGGGGCAGAGCCUGUCCCUC